CAGUUGUACAAGGCUAGAAGCAGUAGCAGAAGCAGAAGCAGAAGCAGAAGCAGGGGCUUGUAAAAAUGGCAGUUCGAAUCCUCAAACACGUAUGGUCUUCAAUCCCAAACUCCCUGUUUUUGUCCCAAUUUUCCACCUCAACACCGGACCACCUAAUCUCCACCAUCGUCUCACUCCUCACCCACCACCGCUCCAAGUCACGCUGGACUCAUCUCCUCUCACUCUGCCCUUCCGGUUUCACACCGUCCCAGUUUUCCCGAAUUGCCCUUGACCUCAAGAAUAAUCCCCAUCUUGUCCUCCGCUUUUUCUCCUUCACGCAACGCAAAUCUCUCUGUAAACACGACUUCAACUCUUAUGCUACUGUCAUUCACAUCCUCUCUCGGGGCCGCCUCACGGCCCACGCCCAGAAUGUUAUCCGGGUCGCCAUUAGAUUGCGGGAACCGAACCCGGUAAUGAAACUUUUUGAAGUUCUUGUGAAAACUUAUAGAGAGUGUGGUUCAGCUCCUUUUGUGUUUGAUUUGUUGAUUAAGUGUUGUUUAGAAGUGAAAAAGGUUGAAACUUGUGUUGAUAUUGUGAGAAUGUUGAUGUCUCGUGGGCUUAGUGUGAAAGUUUGUACAUGUAAUGCAUUGAUAUGGGAGAGUUCUAGGUGGAAAGGAGUGAAUUUUGCUUAUGAGACUUUUAGGGAAGUUUUCAGGUUAGAUUAUCAAGAGAGCAAAAGCAGUGGUAAAGAUUUGAAAAUGGUUGUCAGGGUUAGGCCUAAUGUGCAUACAUAUAAUGCUUUGAUGGUGUGUUUUUAUAGAGAAGGGUUGUUGGAGAGAGUGAAGGAUAUAUGGGUUGAAAUGGAGGGAAUGGGAUGUAAAGGUGCUAGUUAUAGUUUUGGUGUUUUGAUGGCUGUGUUAUGUCAGGAAGGGCGGAUGAGAGACGCAGAGAAGUUAUGGGAAGAAAUGAGAGAUAAGGGUGUAGAGCAUGACGCGGUGGUGUAUAAUACUAUUAUUGAUGGGUUUUGCAAAAUUGGAGAGAUUUGGAGGGCUGAGGAGUUUUUUAGGGAGAUGGAGUUGAGUGGAGUUGAGAGUAAUUGUGUUACUUUUGAGCAUCUUGUUAAUGGAUAUUGUAGAGUUGGGGAUGUUGAUUCGGCAAUUUUAGUGUAUAAUGAUAUGUGUAGGAAAGAUUUUAGGCCAGAGGUUUCCACAGUAGAGGUUUUGAUUAGAGGGCUUUAUGAUAGGAGAAGGAUUUUUGAAGCAUUGGAGAUUCUGAGGCUUGGAAUUGAAAAGUUUGGUGUAUGUCCUACAAAGAAAAGCUAUAUGUUCUUGAUAAAGGGAUUGUGUAAGGAACAGAAGCUGGAAGAAGCAUUGAAGUUUCAGGCGGAGAUGGUGGGAAAAGGAUUUGAGCCAAGUUUGGAGAUUUACAAUGCUUUUAUUGAUGGAUAUCUAAAACAAGGAAAUGUCGAAGUGGCAAAUAUGCUGAGGAAGGAGAUGUUAGAAACUCAAAUGAGGCAUGAAGAAGUUUAGAUGUUUGAUUGUUGUAGAAGUAUGUAAAUCAUUACAGAGAGUAGUCACCACUUAUAUUUGAGUUAAAUUGUGUAACCUAUAUAUGGUGAAUGUUUGGGUUGUGGACUUCUCAUCUGAUUGAUGCAAGUUCCUUGUUCAAGGUGAAGUGAAUCUUGAUACAGGGGUGAAACAAUUCCGCUUUCCAGAAACUACUUCUUGUGUACAACUUUGCAACUGUAUCAUUGAUGAUUAUGAAACUUUGAAGGCUACUAAUAUAUGAACGGAACCACCAUUCUGAACUUUUGAGAUAGACUAUCAGAAUCACAAAGAUGGGAUUAACCAAAGAUUGAAAAGAGA
Molecule: messenger RNA, 1844 nt
Organism: Mangifera indica (mango)
Lineage: Eukaryota; Viridiplantae; Streptophyta; Magnoliopsida; Sapindales; Anacardiaceae
Product: pentatricopeptide repeat-containing protein At2g15980
Exons: 3
Coding region: 66-1508 (480 amino acids)
Molecular function (GO): protein binding
Source: RefSeq, a predicted model, not a curated record